Micropterus dolomieu (smallmouth bass) is the source of this 7459-nucleotide messenger RNA. RefSeq names its product phosphatidylinositol-4-phosphate 3-kinase, catalytic subunit type 2 alpha (gene pik3c2a). Gene Ontology annotation, biological process: cell migration; phosphatidylinositol 3-kinase/protein kinase B signal transduction; phosphatidylinositol-3-phosphate biosynthetic process. Lineage: Eukaryota; Metazoa; Chordata; Actinopteri; Centrarchiformes; Centrarchidae. Gene Ontology annotation, cellular component: cytoplasm; plasma membrane; phosphatidylinositol 3-kinase complex. The record is from RefSeq and is a predicted model, not a curated record. Gene Ontology annotation, molecular function: phosphatidylinositol binding; 1-phosphatidylinositol-3-kinase activity; 1-phosphatidylinositol-4-phosphate 3-kinase activity.
GGUUAAAUUCAGCCGGGUUUAUGUUUGUGUGAACAAGAUGUGUGCCCAUUUUGUGUACUGCUUUGUUAGGUUUAGCGGCUAACUUAGCAUCCAACAAGUCAAAAGUUAAAGUUCCGACCACCAUCAAAAGUAUCAAGAAGUGACAUUUGCUCGCACUAGCAGCGUUAGUUAGCUAGAUUACCGUCUUAUUUUGUGUUGAAAGUCACUGCUGUUUCAUAUUAACAACCGGUUAGAGCCUAUAUUAAUAUGUGUAAUGUUACAAUGUGAGAAACGGAAACAUCCACGACUUAACGUUAUUUACAGUCCACAACGCAUCGUUUGAUGUCAGGUGUUUAAAGAUUGUCUACGCAACCCCUUUGGGCCACGGUAACUUCAAAGCUGUCACACUCAUGGCACCUCCCAGUUGACAGAAUGGCCCAAAUAUCAAGUGGUAAUGGGUUCAAGCUGGACGUCCCCCAGCCAAAGGGGGUUGUGGGCAAAGAGGAAGCUCUCCGCAUGGAGGAAGAGGCUUUAGCAAGAUUGCAAAGGGAGAAGAGACACACCCUUUCAGCUUCAACAUCCUCAUCUUCAUCUGCUCCAUCUUCAUCCUUGUUGAAACCAAAACCAACUAAAUCCACCACUACUGCUCCUCAACCUUUACCCUCUACUAAUAGACCAGAGAAGGACCUCAUUGUCUUCCCAGAGACCAAGAAGCAGGCAGAGCAGGACAAGUUCAGGGAUAUUGAUGUGGACAAGCUGACCAAUGAGGAACUUGAAAAGCUCCUACUGGAUGAAAACUUUGGGUCUAACAGCAAAGUGUCCCGCCCUUCGUCACUACUGGGGUUCAACCUCAGUGCCUCCUACCCUGGCCAUCCCUGCAGCUCCUCUCCUUUCCAGAGCAGCCAGUGGGCUCCUGUUCUGUCCACCCCAUCUACUUCCAAUGUGUCUACUCCCACCCAUCAGCCUACCCCUAUGUUCCCCUCUGCUCCAUUCCCCAAACCAGGCACAUUUCAGAAUGGCUUCACUCCAACCAUAUCGCCCUUCAUGGCCAUGUCGGCACCGCCUUCAUCCUUUAUGGCAUUCACUCCCAUCCAGACUGCUGCUGCCAUGGUAUUCUCACAGCCAGCCGUGGACCCUGAGAUGGCCAAACUAUUUGACAAGAUUGCCAGCACCUCAGAAUACUUGAAGAAUGGCAAAUCGGCCAGCACUGACCUAGAUUCCUCUCAAGCGAGCACAGCUUCUCUGGCACCCAACCCACCACCCCAGCAGCCAGCAGCGGCGGAACCUACUAGCAUUAGCCGCAUUGACUGGCUGGAUCUGGACCCUCUUACAAAGCGUAAAGCUGAGAAUGAGGAAGCAUCCCUGGCAUCAGGAGGCACUGCAGAGACAGUACCAGGAGUUCCUGCAGGGGAUCCUUGGGAUGCAGUGCUUGAGACUGAAGGGAACACGAGUAACAGCAGCCCGCCACUGGAGGCGAAAGCAUCACUGUCAGUUCGCUCACAGCACAGGAGAGCAUCAACAGGAGCGGCUGUCACUAGGAGUCACUCGCUCAACAUCCCAGGGACCUCCACCCAGCACAAACCAAACAAUCAGGACAAGGGAAAAGGAAAAGGUUUGGUGAAGAAUGCCGCCCUGGAAGAACAGGAUGCUCAAAACCUGGAGGUUGUUGCCUUCUGUGAAGACGUAGAAACUCUGCGCUCCAAAUUCCCUCAUGGCGACAUGUCCACCAACCCCGGCUACAUCCUCAGUCCUGUCAUCACCCAGAGAGACAGUGGAGGUGACAAUAGCUGCUCUGUCAAGGUUUCUAUUGAAAUCUCAGAAUCUCAGCAGCCUGUAACUUUCACCUGUGACGUGAGUUCUCCGGUGGAGUUGUUAAUCAGUCAGACUCUCUGCUGGGUCCACGAUGACCUGGACCAGGUCGAUUUCUCCAGCUACCUGCUCAAAGUCUGUGGCAAGGAGGAGGUACUGCAGAAUAAACACAGCCUAGGCAGCCAUGAGUAUGUCCAGAACUGCAGGAAGUGGGAGAAUGAGAUCACAUUACAACUACUCUCUCACUCCACCAUGAGAAGAGACCUGGCACGCACUGCGGAAGAUGACAAUUCUCCUAUUGAUUUAGAGAAGCAUCUGGGCCAAGUGGACAGGCCAUUCAAGGAGAAUAUCACCAGACAAGGCCUGGUCGACUAUUUAGAAGGCUAUCACAAUCAAAUCAACAUCUGCCUACAAAAUGAGAGUACCCAGUACAAGACAGUGGACCGGGUGGUGCAGACUUUGAAGAACCUGUGCUGUGCUCUGGAUGAGGUGGAAACCCAAACCAUUACAGAGGCUGUCAAAAGGCUGCGACACUCCAUCAAUUUACCCAGAACACGCUCACCCAUGAUGGGAUGCUCAUCGUCUGGUCAAUCAUCAAAUAGUCAUACUAGUCCUGUGGAGGAGAGCAUGGCCUUGCUGACACAGGCUGUCUACGACCUGGCAAAGCUCUACUUGCGUUCCUUCUGCACCCCAUCCACCUCCUUCAGAUCACCUCCGUUACCCCAGGCUGCAGACGGGGACAGCGAAGGGGGGAAGAGCAGUAAAGAAGCUUCUGGCACCACUGACCACCUUCAGUUCACUCUGUUUGCCUUGCACGGCAUCCCGGCCAACUGGGUCAGCAGUUAUGAGAAAUAUUUCCUGAUGUGUUCCCUCACCCACAACGGCAAGAACCUGUUCAAACCAGUCCAGUCCAAGAGAGUGGGCACAUACAAAAGCUUCUUCUACCACAUCAAAUGGGACGAACUGAUCAACUUCCCCAUAGCAGUAGCUGUCCUCCCACUGGAGUCCAUACUGAGCCUGACUCUGUUCGGGGUGCUGAACCAGAACGCCAGUGGCUCCCCAGACUCAAACAAACAGAGGAAAGCUCCAGAGCAGCUGGGCAAAGUCUCUAUGCCGCUCUUUGACUUCAGACGAGUGCUUGCCCGGGGCAGCAGGUUGUUGUGUUUGUGGACAUCUCCCCAGGGUGCUGCUGCUGCCACUGGCUCCACAGGCAGCCGCAAGAGGGUACCCACAGAGAGAAUAGUACUACAGGAGGAGUUGGACCCUGAUCUGAGACGCAAACUGGAGAAAAUCUGCAGCCGAGCUUCCAAUUUUGGGCUGAAGCGGGCAGAUCACCAGCUACUAUGGGACCAUCGGCUCCACUGUCGGAAGGACCACACCAGCAGCCUCCCCAAGGUGCUGGCCAGUGUGCCCAGCUGGGACUGGGCCAACAUUGCUCACAUCCACUCCCUGCUGCACCACUGGCCCACUCUGCCCCCUGUCACUGCACUGGAGAUGCUAGACUCAAAGUUUGCAGAUACAGAAGUGAGAAGUGUGGCUGUUAGUUGGAUUGACAAGAGCAGUGAUGAUGAGCUAUCUGACUACCUGCCACAGCUAGUACAGGCAUUAAAGUUUGAGUGUCACUUAAAGAGCGCCCUUGUCAUGUUCCUGCUGUCCAGAGCACAAGGCAACAUCAACAUUGCACACUACCUCUACUGGCUGCUGAAAGACGCUGUGCAGGAUCCUGCCUGGGGACGACGCUAUGAGCGGGUGCUGGGAGCCCUGCUGUGUCUGUGCGGAGCCAAGCUGAGGGCAGAGCUGGAGAAACAGACUCACCUGGUCACCCUGCUUGGAGCUGUGGCAGAGAGGGUCAGACAGGCUGGGGGUUCGACUCGACAGGUGGCGCUGCAGGAGGGCCUUGAAAAUGUUCAGAACUUUUUCCAGAGGAACAGCUGCCGACUGCCUCUCAGCCCCAGUUUGGUGGCAAAGGAGCUAAACAUCAAGACCUGCUCCUUCUUCAACUCCAACGCAGUUCCCCUCAAGCUGGCCCUGGUCAACGCCGACCCACUGGGAGAAGAGAUCAAUGUUAUGUUCAAGGUUGGAGAAGACCUCAGGCAGGAUAUGUUGGCCCUUCAGAUGAUCCGCAUUAUGGACCGCAUCUGGCUGCAGGAGGGGCUGGACCUCCGCAUUGUCAACUUCAAAUGCAUCUCCACUGGCAAAGACAAAGGCAUGGUGGAGCUGGUGCCGUCCUCCGACACGCUGAGAAAGAUCCAGGUGGAGUACGGCGUUACCGGAUCCUUUAAGGAUAAACCGCUGGCAGAGUGGCUCCGCAAGUACAAUCCUGCUGAGGAUGAGUAUGAGAAGGCAUCAGAAAACUUCAUCUACUCAUGUGCAGGAUGCUGUGUGGCAACCUACGUACUGGGGAUCUGUGAUCGCCAUAAUGACAAUAUUAUGCUGCGCUCCACUGGUCACAUGUUCCACAUUGACUUUGGCAAGUUCCUGGGCCAUGCCCAGAUGUUUGGCAGCUUCAAAAGGGACAGAGCUCCGUUCGUUCUGACCUCUGACAUGGCGUAUGUCAUCAACGGAGGCGAGCGUCCCACCAGUCGUUUCCAGCUGUUUGUAGACUUGUGUUGCCAGGCCUACAACCUCAUCCGCAAGCACUCCGGGCUUUUCCUCAACCUGUUGUCACUGAUGACGUCCUCAGGCCUCCCAGAGCUGACAGGCUCUCAGGAUCUGAAGUAUGUGUUUGAUGCCCUGCAGCCACACAACACAGACGCUGAGGCAACUAUCUUCUUCACCAGGCUGAUAGAGUCCAGUCUAGGCAGCGUGGCCACCAAGUUCAACUUCUUCAUCCACAACCUUGCCCAGCUACGAUUCUCCGGUUUGCCAGCCAAUGACGAGCCCAUCCUGUCUUUCUCCCCCAAGACUUACACUCUGAAACAGGAGGGCCGCAUAAUACACGCCUCCAUCUAUUCCUUCCAGAAGAGAUACAACCCCGACAAGCACUAUACGUACGUGGUGAGGAUCAUGAGGGAUGGUCAGAAUGAGCCGCAGUUUGUCUUCCGCACUUUUGAUGAGUUUCAGGAGCUUCACAACAAACUCACCAUCCUCUUCCCCCUCUGGAAGCUGCCGGGUUUCCCUAACAAAAUGGUGCUCGGUCGCACUCACAUCAAAGAAGUGGCGGCCAAGAGGAAGCUGGAGCUCAACAACUAUGUCCACAACCUGAUGAGAAGCUCCACAGAGGUCACCCAGUGUGACCUGAUCUACACCUUCUUUCAUCCAAUUGCACGGGAUGAUAAGACCGAAGGUUUAGAUGCCUCGCCGAAAGUGCCAGAGCCUCCAUUGAGUCCCACUUCUGGUCGGGUGGAAGGAGAAGUGAAGCUCUCAAUCUCUUACAGGAACAGCACUCUCUUCAUCAUGGUCAUGCACAUCAGAGAUCUGGUUUCUGAAGAUGGAACCGAUCCUAACCCAUAUGUGAAAACCUACCUGCUUCCAGAUCCACACAAGACUUCCAAACGCAAGACAAAGAUCUCAAGGAAAACCAGGAACCCUACUUUCAAUGAGAUGUUGGUGUACAGUGGCUACAGCAAGGAAACCUUGGGCCUGCGGGAACUUCAACUGAGCGUGCUCAGUGCAGAGUCGCUGCGUGAGAACUACUUUCUGGGCGGCAUCACGCUCAGACUCAAAGACUUUGACCUCAGCAAGGAAACGGUCAAGUGGUACAAACUUACGGCCGUCCCCUACUUCUAACCCCCACCUGCCUCUCCCGAAGCCGGGAACAACUCCACCUCUCCAGACAAAAGCUGCAUUCACAUCAUAUGGGAAAGUCGGCAUAUACGGCCUUACUUGAAAAUACUAGUCACCUGGGUUUUAAGUUCAUAAAAAUAAUGCUUCAGAAUUUGGGGUCUGGAGAUGAACGCUCAUUUUUUUGAAGGAUAAGCAGUGAUAUUUUCCUUUUAAAUCUAUCAAACUAAAUGGACUAUUUCUUGUUGUAAUUUGUGUUCUUAACACGUCAUGGCAGGGUACAGCUGUGCUCGUUGCAGAAAAACAUGGAUCACUAAGUACAUAUGUGUUGAACAACUGAUCAGUAAUGACCUCCUUCUACAGAAUUUCAUCAUUCUUACAGCUUAAAUAAGGUUGAACAGCUCCAAGUCAGUGCUUAUAAUGAUCGUGAUGCUUUGGUGGUUGUUCCCAUAUGACAUGAAUGCAGAUUUAAAGACUCCUUCAGACGCACCCUCAAAGUGUGACCGAACAGGCCAAUUCACAAACCCUCAAAGGGGAGCCUGCUCUCCAUUCUUGACUAUUUUUCUCUUUCCCUCUUUAACUAAUCAAGAUUGUUUCUGUGACAAACAAUCGCCACUUAUUUUGUCUCUCUUUUUCCUAAACUAUAACGAAGAGCUGUAUUGUUUUGUACAUUUUUGAUAUUAGAGGACCAAAACGGCUUACUUCCAGAAGAGUAUAUAUAGAUUGACACAUUUAUUUUUUAAGGAAUAGAAAGGGGGCUCAUUUUUACAUUUUCCUUGUUUAUUUUCUAUAUAGAGAAAUAGGAGGCGUUGGGGUUUCCUGCUUUGCAGCAGACACUUCUGGGUAGAGUAGUCUAACACACCAGAUUCCAGGAAAUCAACAGUGACCUUAUGAUUCCCCAAGAAUGUGCCAAAAGUAAUGAGAAGGACGGCAAAUCAAACCACUCUCCUGAGAAGGGUGCUGAACAGGGUGCCUUUGUUUGUGCUCACAAUCUCUUUAAUUCUCAACUUGGCCUUAUUGCUAUAUAUAUUUUAUUAACAAUCUGAUAAGUCGUUAUUAAAGAAAAAUCUAUAUUCUGUAAAGCUAUAUCAGUAGUUCUUCCAGAGCAGGUCUGGUGCCGGCAUGGCACCAAAAAGGUGCUGCCACUAAAUGCACACUACCAGGUCUUUCUCUCAUGGUAUUACUUGACUAUUUUCACACAGCACACCUUAAAGGGGAACUUUUAUCAUAAGCUUUGGAACAUGCUCAGAGAUCAUGGUUGCCCGCAGACGCUGAUCAUAAGUCAGUUUCCUUAAGGUGAUUUAAAACCACAAUUCAGACUUCUCAACAUGCAGUUUAGGGACUGAGUUACAACUGGAGUCUGGAUGUGAGGCUUUAUCAGCUCAGGCAGCAAUACCACACUCACUCCCAGUGCUGAAUAGUGGUGUAAUGACGCCGUGAUAAGUAACUGGAUAAAAACUUAACCUAACUUAAACUGCCAGUGAAGUCCAGAUCCAGCCAGGUUUUAUGAUAUUUAAGUGAGAGAACAUUCUGAAUGUUUAGGGAAUGUAAGGAAAACUGAACACAUAUCAGCGAUGAAAAGCCACCUUUAUCUUUAAACAUCGUCACAAAAAGGGAACAAGAUCCUGAGCAAGAGAUUAGCUGCUUUCCUCUCCACUUGCUAACUAUAAAUCUAAAGUUGUUGUUAAUGUUUAAUAAAGAAAUUAAGAUGAAUUUAUCUGAAAAGGUUUUUUAAGAGAAGCUCUGCAAGACAUUUGUGAUCAAUGAGCAACACUCAACACUAUGAAUAUUAGUGACUCACUCUUUUAGUGACUGUACAAAGAAAGCAAGCAGAGUUUGUAUUAACAUGGCCAGUUAUUUAUUCUUAAUUGGUGACCUGUAACCCGAAUGGAUCAGUGUGUACUGUAAUCCCUCUUUCCUAAAGCAAAUUAAAUGUUUUUGGAACAAA